AUGCUGGACAACAACGCGAGCUGCCCGGAUUGCCGCUUCCACCCUGAGGCGCGCCACUCCCUGGCGGCCGUGCUCAUCUUCACGAUCGUCGUGGACAUCCUGGGGAACGUCUUGGUGAUCAUGUCUGUGCUGAGGAACCGCAAGCUGCGCAACGCCGGCAAUAUCUUUGUGGUCAGCCUGUCUGUGGCAGACCUUGUGGUGGCUGUCUAUCCCUACCCUCUUAUAUUGACCGCCAUCUUCCACAAUGAAUGGACCAUGGGCAACAUCCACUGCCAGAUCAGCGGCUUCCUCAUGGGCCUCAGCGUGAUUGGCUCAAUCUUCAACAUCACAGCCAUCGCCAUCAACAGGUACUGCUACAUUUGCCACAGCCUCCGGUACGACAAGCUCUUCAACCUGAAGAACACCUGCGGCUAUCUUUGCCUGACGUGGCUGCUGACCUUGGUGGCUAUCCUGCCAAACUUUUUCGUGGGCUCCCUGCAGUAUGACCAGAGGAUUUAUUCCUGCACUUUCGCUCAGACGGUGAGCAUGUCAUACACCAUCACUGUGGUGGUGGUCCAUUUCAUCAUCCCUCUCUCCAUCGUGACCUUCUGCUACCUUCGGAUCUGGAUCCUCGUGAUUCAGGUCAAGCACCGGGUGAGGCAAGACUGCAAGCAGAAAGUGCGCACGGCUGACGUGCGGAACUUCCUGACCAUGUUUGUGGUCUUUGUCCUGUUUGCAGUGUGCUGGGGGCCAUUAAACUUCAUCGGCCUGGCGGUCUCCAUCAACCCUUCGAAGAUCAUCCCGCAGAUUCCAGAGUGGCUUUUUGUGGUGAGCUACUUCAUGGCUUACUUUAACAGCUGCCUCAAUGCCGUGAUAUACGGCCUUCUUAACCAGAAUUUCCGGAAGGAGUACAAGAGAAUCCUCCUUGGCCUCUGGUCUCCACGCCUGCUCUUUGUCGAUGGCUCAAAAGGUGGGACGGAGGGGGUUAAAAGCAAGCCAUCCCCGGCCGCAACAAACAACAACCAGGCUGAAAUCUUAUUGUAA
Zootoca vivipara (common lizard) is the source of this 1023-nucleotide messenger RNA. RefSeq names its product G protein-coupled receptor 50 (gene GPR50). Gene Ontology annotation, cellular component: plasma membrane. The record is from RefSeq and is a predicted model, not a curated record. Gene Ontology annotation, biological process: G protein-coupled receptor signaling pathway. Gene Ontology annotation, molecular function: melatonin receptor activity. Lineage: Eukaryota; Metazoa; Chordata; Lepidosauria; Squamata; Lacertidae.